GAGAACCGAGCGGAGCUGGUUGAGCCUUCAAAGUCCUAAAACGCGCGGCCGUGGGUUCGGGGUUUAUUGAUUGAAAUCCGCCGGCGCGGGAGCCUCUGCAGAGAGAGAGCGCGAGAGAUGGAGAUGGGCAGACGGAUUCAUUUAGAGCUGCGGAACAGGACGCCCUCUGAUGUGAAAGAACUUGUCCUGGACAACAGUCGGUCGAAUGAAGGCAAACUCGAAGGCCUCACAGAUGAAUUUGAAGAACUGGAAUUCUUAAGUACAAUCAACGUAGGCCUCACCUCAAUCGCAAACUUACCAAAGUUAAACAAACUUAAGAAGCUUGAACUAAGCGAUAACAGAGUCUCAGGGGGCCUGGAAGUAUUGGCAGAAAAGUGUCCGAACCUCACACAUCUAAAUUUAAGUGGCAACAAAAUUAAAGACCUCAGCACAAUAGAGCCACUGAAAAAGUUAGAAAACCUCAAGAGCUUAGACCUUUUCAAUUGCGAGGUAACCAACCUGAAUGACUAUCGAGAAAACGUGUUCAAGCUCCUCCCGCAACUCACAUAUCUCGACGGCUAUGACCGGGACGACAAGGAGGCCCCUGACUCGGAUGCUGAGGGCUACGUGGAGGGCCUGGAUGAUGAGGAGGAAGAUGAGGAUGAGGAGGAGUAUGAUGAAGAUGCUCAGGUAGUGGAAGACGAGGAGGACGAGGAUGAGGAGGAGGAAGGUGAAGAGGAGGACGUGAGUGGAGAGGAGGAGGAGGAUGAAGAAGGUUAUAAUGAUGGAGAGGUAGAUGACGAGGAAGAUGAAGAAGAGCUUGGUGAAGAAGAAAGGGGUCAGAAGCGAAAACGAGAACCUGAAGUUGAGGGAGAAGAUGACGACUAAGUGGAAUAACCUAUUUUGAAAAAUUCCUAUUGUGAUUUGACUGUUUUUACCCAUAUCCCCUCCCCCUCUCCAAUCCUGCCCCCUGAAACUUAUUUUUUUCUGAUUGUAACGUUGCUGUGGGAACGAGAGGGGAAAAGUGUACUGGGGGUUGUGGGGGGAGGGAGGGCGGGAGGGGGUGGAAUAAAAUACUAUUUUUACUGCCA
Molecule: messenger RNA, 1070 nt
Organism: Callithrix jacchus (white-tufted-ear marmoset)
Lineage: Eukaryota; Metazoa; Chordata; Mammalia; Primates; Cebidae
Product: acidic leucine-rich nuclear phosphoprotein 32 family member A
Biological process (GO): regulation of apoptotic process; nucleocytoplasmic transport
Cellular component (GO): perinuclear region of cytoplasm; nucleus
Molecular function (GO): histone binding
Source: RefSeq, a predicted model, not a curated record